Molecule: messenger RNA, 1146 nt
Organism: Didymodactylos carnosus
Lineage: Eukaryota; Metazoa; Rotifera; Eurotatoria; Philodinida; Philodinidae
Source: the annotation of a GenBank genome assembly
AUGCUUUUCUGUUCUAGACUAGGUGCAACCAAUUUAUGUAUUGCAAUCAUAGAAAAACAUAUUAUUCGUUUGGCCGACAAGAAAGCUCAACAGCUAGUUCAACUUGUACUGUGUCAGUUAAGUUUACCGAUUACGUCGAAUCAUGCAGUAAUAAAUAGUCGUUCUAUCACAACAAAUUCAUUGUUAUCAAUGAAUGUCAAUGGGACAAUAUUGCUACGUCGAUCAUCGAGUAGCAGUACACGUGAUAGAAAAUCUCUGAUGAAGAACAACACUCCAACUCGUUAUAGUGUACCAGCAACGAAAAGUGAUUUUGUUAAAUUCCAAUCCCGAUUUCCAACUAAUACCAUUCACACAAUGAAUUUUCAUAGUUCGGCGAAUAUUAAUAAAAAUAAUUUUGUACAGUAUUCAUUUAGUUUAAGGAAACCGUGGGUACCGAAAAUCGAUAGAAAUCGAUGUCAUCUACUUAGUAUUCAAAAUUUUGUCAAUGAGUUAAUUGAUCAAUGUAUGAGAGCGGCAUUUGUACAGAUUGAUUAUAUUCGUUUGUCUGAGAAAUCAUCCAGCAACACGAGUGAUAUUGAUGAGAAUUUAGCAACAUCUAUUCUAUUGUUUGAUUGUUACCCACCAUUUAAGUCUUCUGAAAAAUUGAACACAAUACAGUCGUUUGCUGAUCAACUAUUAACUUCGUCUUUCCAACAAUCAUACGAUAAUAUGAAACAAUAUUCCUCUCUGGAAUACAGAGACAAUGUUGUUCGAGUAUUCUCAGAUAAAGUUGUUAAAAGCGUUUUAAAUGAAGUAAUUGACAGUAUGAAAUAUCAAAAUAAACUCAUAAAAAGAAUAGAUAAUCGAAUAGACGGCGAGAAACGUUCGACAUCAUUAAUGAUAGAUGAUGAAAAAACUAGUCGGGAAACACAAAAACUAAUCUUAUUAUCUGAUGAGGAGAAUAAUGAUGAUGAAGUAGCGAAAAAGGAUAGUUUAUUUGUUAGACAGAUUCAACAUCGUUCAUCAAGUACAUUUAAUGCAUUGAAGAAGAAAAAGAAAUUAAAUUCAAAUAAUGAGAAUGAUGAACAACAUCAAUUAACAUUAAAUUUUGUCACAAUGGUGACGAAACAUAUUUAUGACGAUAUAUUUAAUGAAUUAAAGAGGUAA